This is a messenger RNA of Eruca vesicaria subsp. sativa (arugula), 2280 nucleotides long. Lineage: Eukaryota; Viridiplantae; Streptophyta; Magnoliopsida; Brassicales; Brassicaceae. The record is from the annotation of a GenBank genome assembly.
AUGGCUUCCCUAAACGAAAACGACCAAGUUCCCAUUCCAGAAGCAACAUCUCUUGCUCACACCAGGGCUUUCAAUUUCAAGAACCGUAGCGUUUCCCUCUCAUAUUCAACUUAUUCCACUGACAGAUGUGACAACUCAAAGGUGGCUUUAGGCUUCACAGUCCCUAUUCCAACACAGAGAAGACCAUCUCCACCUGGUCUUCCUACUACUGAACCUCCGGAUUACUCCUCUACCGUUGAUGUUCCAUCUGAAGAUGAAUCCGUCUUGACAAAUGCAAAUCUCUUGAAAUCUAGACAACUAGGGAUGUGUAAUGAACCUUACUGUACCACUUUUCCUUCUUACUACAACCACCAACCUGCUGAAUUUCAAACUUCCAGAGUUUCUAACUCCAGGUUCCACACUGCUCUGUAUGAUGAUGCUAGAAGUUGGACUAAGCGAUUUUGUUCCUCUGUUAGUAAAUGCGUACCUGGAAUCAUGAAUCCUCAUUCCAAAUUUGUUCAAGUCUGGACUAGAUUCUUAGCCUUUUCAUGCUUGAUGGCUAUUUUUAUAGAUCCCACCUUUGUCUUCCUCUUAUUAAUCCGACAUGUAAAUGCUUCCUUCUCUUCCUCUAUCAGUCUCUUGUUUGAACUGUAUAUGUUUUUCAUGAGUUUGAGACUACUGCAGGACAACAAAUGCAUAGAGAUUGAUUGGACCAAGACUAACGUAUUGGUGUCUCUUAGAAGUAUGUUUGAUCUUAUAUUCUUCAUCAACAUUCUGCUUCAGUUUCGAAUGGCCUAUGUAGCUCCUGAGUCUAGAAUAGUUGGUGCUGGCCAGUUAGUUGAUCAUCCAAGAAAAAUUGCUUGCAAUUACUUGCGAGGCAAGUUUUUACUUGACAUGUUCAUAGUGUUACCUAUUCCACAGAUAAUGAUAUUAUCGAUAUUACCACCACACUUAGGCACAUCCACGGCAGGAUCUGAGAGAAACAUUAUACGCAGCACGUUUCUAAUACAGUACAUUCCAAAGUUAUAUAGGCUUCUUCCUCUUCUUGCUGGCCAAACACCUACAGGGUUCAUAUUUGAGUCGGCUUGGGCUAACUUUGUUAUUAAUCUUCUAACCUUCAUGCUUGCUGGUCAUGCUGUUGGAUCUUGCUGGUAUUUUUCCGGGCUUGAGAGAGUAAAGAAGUGCUUGUUGCAUGCUAGGAAUAACUCGGUGGAUGAACUUAGGAAUCUUAUAGAUUGUGCUCGUGGGAACAUCUACGCAUCGGCGUCACUACGAGCUCUCUGGAGAAACGAUGCGAGUGUCAAUGCUUGUUUUCAAGAGAGUGGUUUUUCGUAUGGGAUCUAUGUGAAGGCAGUGAAUCUUACUACUCAACCUAGUAUCUUCACAAGAUUCAGUUACUCUCUGUUUUGGGGCUUCCAGCAAAUAAGCACGCUUGCUGGAAACCUAUCACCAAGUUACUCAGUGGGGGAGGUUUUCUUUACAAUGGGUAUCAUUGGACUAGGGCUUUUACUUUUUGCACGGCUUAUUGGUAAUAUGCACAACUUCCUUCAAGCUCUUGAUCGAAGGAGAAUGGAAAUGAUGCUGAGACGGCGUGAUGUGGAGCAGUGGAUGAGCCAUAGAUUGUUGCCAGAAGAUAUAAGAAAGAGGGUGCGAGAGGCAGAGCGGUUCAACUGGGCAGCGACUAGAGGAGUUAACGAGGAGUUGCUCUUUGAGAAUAUGCCUGAAGAUCUCCGGAGAGAUAUAAAACGUCAUCUCUUCAAAUUUCUCAAGAAGGUGAGAAUAUUCUCGCUGAUGGAUGAAUCAAUCUUAGAUUCAAUACGUGAGAGGCUGAAACAGAGGACGUACAUAAGUAGUAGCACGGUGUUGCACCACCGAAGUCUAGUUGAGAAAAUGGUAUUCAUAGUGAGAGGUGAGAUGGAGAGCAUUGGAGAAGACGGUUCUGUUUUUUCUUUAUCAGAAGGUGAUGUUUGUGGUGAAGAACUUCUCAUUUGGUGCCUCGAACGCUCUUCAGUAAACCAUGAUGGGACUAGGUGCAUAAAGUUGCCGCUAAAGGGGUUGGUUAGCAACAGAAGUGUUAGAUGUGUGACAAACGUGGAGGCGUUUUCCCUGAGUGUAGCAGAUCUUGAAGACGUAACAAGCUUGUUCUCGAGAUUCCUACGGAGCCAUCGAGUGCUAGGAGCCAUAAGAUACGAGUCUCCGUAUUGGAGGCUACGAGCAGCUACGCAAAUACAAGUGGCUUGGAGAUACCGAAGGAGACGACUUCACAGAUUAUACACUGCUCAGUCAAUUUCCAGCCGAUAG